This is a messenger RNA of Vicugna pacos (alpaca), 3474 nucleotides long. The record is from RefSeq and is a predicted model, not a curated record. NCBI's taxonomy places the organism in Eukaryota, Metazoa, Chordata, Mammalia, Artiodactyla, Camelidae.
CCCCCGGCAACGCGCCCACGUCCGUCCCGAAACAGGCGGUUCGGCGACGUCAGUGAAUGUGCAGUUGGGAGUUAUCAAGUCACCUCGAGCGACUCGGAAAACCUGUUUUUCCCACUGGGGGCAGUGAUUAUUCUUGUUGCCUCUUGCCUUUAGAAAGUUACUCCAACACGUUUGCUUAUCCGUCCAGAAUAAGAAGGGAAAAUAAAUUGCGUGGUCUGUUUCCGGAUGAAGGGGUGUAGGGGGAUCCCGCCAAGUGGGCAGAGUCAGUUUUAGCCGGAGCGGCGAGUCCAGCCCAUUGACAAUUCAGCUCCGGAAAGGGUUAACUGCAUCCUGCUGGUUCGGUUUACAUGUAAAUAGAGAGCAGCUGCUCCGCGCGGGCCCCAGUUGGCCCUUUUAAGUUUUUGAUUGGUUGCCAAUGACAUCACCGCCCGUGUUAUAACACUGAAGACCCAAAGCGGCGUCGGAUAAGCCCUCCUUAAAAAGACAAGGCCACGCCCCUUCUCCGCCCCCUCCGGACGCCUAUUGGUUGCGGGCUCCUGCGAAGUAGCGGUCAGCUUUCUUCGGGCUCCUAUUGGCCCAACGCGCCGUCGGUCGGUCGCCGGCCCGCCCCCUCAGAACCGUACAUUUACAGUGUAGCAAAAGAGAAAGUAACUAUGUUGCUGCUGGAGAUCAAUGAAGCCGAGUGAGUGAGGGCUGAAUGUGCGAAGCCAUAGCUGAAGAGGAGCGCCAGAUGGUGGAGGGUUACACUUAUUUAUGAACCCCGGACUAGAGGUGGAAGGACGACUAGCGAGGGAGAGGGGAUAGCUCAGUAUUUCUCUGGGAGGUUUCCUGGGCCAAUCUGGACGGUUUCACGGGCAAUAUAUACGCCCGAACCUCUGCUGCAGGGAUGCAGAGCUCUUUAUACACUCCAUGUGUGUGUGUGUGUCUGUGUGUGUGUGUGUGCGCGAGCGCGCGCGCGCACUCCGUGUGGAUGUGGGGGUCCCAGCUUGUGUCUCCGAGAACAGGCUUCUGCGUCUCUCUCAAAGGAAAUGGACUGUUGGUCCUGGAACAUACCCUAGCAGACUGUCUUGAGUUCUUCUUGAAUUGCCAGUUUUCAGCCUCCUCAUGCCUCCGUCUCCUUUAGACGACAGGGUAGUGGUGGCACUGUCUAGGCCCGUACGACCUCAGGAUCUCAACCUUUGUUUAGACUCUAGCUACCUUGGCUCUGCCGCCCCUGGCAGUAACAGCCAUCCUUCUGUCAUCGCCACCACCGUUGUGUCCCUAAAGGCUGCGAAUCUGACGUAUAUGCCCUCAUCCAGCGGCUCUGCCCGCUCCCUGAAUUGUGGAUGCAGCAGUGCCAGCUGCUGCACUGUGGCCACCUACGACAAGGACAAUCAGGCCCAAACCCAAGCCAUUGCCGCUGGCACCGCCACCACCGCCAUUGGAACCUCUACCACCUGCUCUGCCAACCAGAUGGUCAACAACAGUGAGAAUGCAGGCUCUCUAAGUCCAUCAGGUGGGGUGGGCAGCCCCGUGUCAGGGACCCCCAAACAGCUAGCCAGCAUCAAAAUAAUCUACCCCAAUGACUUGGCAAAGAAGAUGACCAAAUGCAGCAAGAGUCACCUGCCGAGCCAGGGCCCCGUCAUCAUUGACUGCCGGCCCUUCAUGGAGUACAACAAGAGCCACAUCCAAGGAGCUGUCCACGUUAACUGUGCCGACAAGAUCAGCCGGCGGAGACUACAGCAGGGCAAGAUCACUGUCCUAGACUUGAUUUCCUGUAGGGAAGGCAAGGACUCUUUCAAGAGGAUCUUUUCCAAAGAAAUUAUAGUUUAUGAUGAGAAUACCAAUGAGCCGAGCCGAGUGAUGCCCUCCCAGCCACUUCACAUAGUCCUCGAGUCCCUGAAGAGAGAAGGCAAAGAACCUCUGGUGUUGAAAGGUGGACUUAGCAGUUUUAAGCAGAACCAUGAAAACCUCUGUGACAACUCCCUCCAGCUCCAGGAGUGCCGGGAGGUGGGGGGCGGCGCGUCCGCGGCCUCGAGCACGGGCACGCUACCUCAGCCCGUCCCCAGCACCCCCGACAUCGAGAACGCAGAGCUGACGCCCAUCCUGCCCUUCCUGUUCCUUGGCAACGAGCAGGAUGCUCAGGACCUGGACACGAUGCAGCGGCUCAACAUCGGCUACGUCAUCAACGUCACCACGCACCUGCCCCUCUACCACUACGAGAAGGGCUUGUUCAACUACAAGCGGCUGCCGGCGACCGACAGCAACAAGCAGAACCUGCGGCAGUACUUUGAAGAGGCUUUCGAGUUCAUCGAGGAAGCUCACCAGUGUGGGAAGGGGCUUCUCAUCCACUGCCAGGCGGGGGUGUCCCGCUCAGCCACCAUUGUCAUCGCUUACUUGAUGAAACACACGCGGAUGACCAUGACUGAUGCUUAUAAAUUUGUCAAAGGCAAACGACCAAUUAUUUCCCCAAAUCUUAACUUCAUGGGGCAGUUGCUGGAGUUUGAAGAAGACCUCAACAACGGCGUGACACCGCGAAUCCUUACACCAAAGCUGAUGGGCGUGGAGACGGUGGUGUGACGGCAGUCUCGCUGGAAAGGAUUACUGUUCUCCAUUAGGAGACGAAGAGGAAGGAGGAUGGAUUCGUUCUUUUCUUUUCUUUUUUCUUUCUUUCUAUUUUUUUUUAAGAUGGGGAUAAAGGUUGUGAAUGGAGACAAACUUGUUUAAAAGCCUUUUUAUUUUUAACAAGUGUGAGAAGAAUUUAACUUUUGAUGCCAUUGAAAUUUACUUCCCGCGAACUGACAAAGCAGGGAGGCUAAAGAAGUGAUUUUUUUAAGCCGACGAUAAAAAUAUGAUCAAACUCGUUUCUCCCCCUUUUUCCUUUUAAGCUAUUUGUAGAAUUUACGAUGAAUUAGUCUGUGCAGGUUCAUAGACCGAAGAUGCUACACUUUAAACCAAUUAAAAAGAACCAAAAGUUAGUAGACAAGACCUUGAAUCGUGAAGACCCGGGAUCUGCCUGGACGGUCCACACAGAAAACAAAAACCCAACCAAACCAGGCCCUGUUGUGCUCAGCGGUGCAAAGAGAAGACCAGGGCAGCUUAAGUGGUCUAAGAACUCUUCACACUCGUCAAAGAGGCAAAGGAUACUGUUGAUUUUGUGUGUUUCAUACUCCGGAUUAUUUUUCUCCCUUUCUGGGUUUCAGAGGUUUUUUGAAAUAGCAAGGAACUGACCAUUAUACCAUAUGCCUUCACUGGCUUCUUGUGCAAUAAUGUGGUGUUUUGAGUGUGCAAACGAGUUAGAGCUGGCAGCCGAAUGACAGACAAAUAGUGCAACGUUGCCAGUUUGGAGAUAGAGAGGGAUUAAAAGAAACCAGUUACUUUCUUUCCCACCUUUUCCCUUUGUUUAAUUUUCUUUUCUUUGAUUUGACUCUGGUUACAGUGCCAUAAACCUUGUUACAUAUGUAUAUCAGAAUGUAAAAAAAAAAAGACAAAAAU